ACCCUGUUAGUAUCCUCCCAAAAUACUAAACGUCAAGAUUGUGGUAGAGAAAGUUGAUGGUUUUUUGAAGAGAGGCAGGGCAGAGGAAGCGGCAGGGAAGAAGGGCUAUUUCUGUGUUGUAUUCUUGUUGCAUUUAGAAAUGACGCAGAAGGGAGAUUUGUUCAAAGGUCGUCAAAAGAAAGUUCAAGCUGCGGGCCGACAUGGCAAAGGCAUUAAAGUCCGAAAAGGGAAGACGUUCAAAGAGCCUUCAAAGAAAACCAGUGCUAUGGAGCUCAAUACUGAGAUAACCAAGUUCAUCAAUCAAGCAAAUGAGAUAAAGGCUGCAACUGUUGCGAGCAAAGAAGGUGCCCAGUUGCAUAUAGUAAAGCCACCACAAGUGGUUGCAGGAAAUUCCAAAAAGAAAUGAUUUUGGCUGGAAAUCGCAAAGAGCAGUCAAACUGUGAUAAGGUGAUGAGCAUAAAAUAUUUCACAAUAUUUAGCCUUAAGUAUGAUAAAUUUUUACAGUUACUGAAGCUCAUAUUUUAAACAUAAACUUAGUUCCUGAGGGAGGUGGGAAUACUAAUAGAUUAGGUUUGAUUAAUUGGUAUCAAAUGAACCAGUGAGAGCAUAAGUAAAAUAGCUUGGCUAAAUUUUCUAAUGUAUAUUUUUUCAAAUUUGUUCUAAAAUAUCAAAGUUACUUUAUCUAUUAUUCA
Cryptomeria japonica (Japanese cedar) is the source of this 692-nucleotide messenger RNA. RefSeq lists its product as uncharacterized. The coding region runs from base 140 to 406 and encodes 88 amino acids. The record is from RefSeq and is a predicted model, not a curated record. The transcript has 3 exons. NCBI's taxonomy places the organism in Eukaryota, Viridiplantae, Streptophyta, Pinopsida, Cupressales, Cupressaceae.